This is a messenger RNA of Triticum aestivum (bread wheat), 1730 nucleotides long. RefSeq lists its product as uncharacterized. Lineage: Eukaryota; Viridiplantae; Streptophyta; Magnoliopsida; Poales; Poaceae. The transcript has 2 exons. The record is from RefSeq and is a predicted model, not a curated record. Bases 201 to 1463 code for a protein of 420 amino acids.
CUUCCCUCUCCACACGGUUGCAUUGGCCUACUUUUCAUAGUGACAUUCCUAGCUGCUGCUGCUACCUCUUAGCUAGCUCUCUCAUCCAUCCAUCCACACUCUUUCUCUUUGAUUGGCCUCGCGACCCCGCUUAACUCUGCUACCCAAGAACGGAUCCAAGAGUGAAAUCGACAACGAUAAGAGAAGGGAAAAGAAACAAUAUGGGGGAAAUGGUAGCAUCAGCAGUUGUGCAGGAGGCUGUGAGUGGAGCCGUCUCCUUGGUGUUCAGCAGCCGCACCGGAAAGGCAUCCCAGGAGGAACUCAUGGAGAGGCUGGAGAUGGCGCACAUAAAGCUGCAUGUUGGGCUCGAGAGGACCGAGAUGAUGCCCAUUACCAUCAUGCCGCUGCUUCGACUAAGGAAGAAACUGAAGGAUGUCUUCAAGGAGUGCGAUGAUCUGCUGAGCAAGGUGAGGGAUCAACAAGUGGUACCCUCUUUACGCAGAAAGAUUAUGCACGCUGUGUUGCCAUCUUUCAUUGUCCCAAGUCAAGAUAUGUUGAGCAGCUCUGUGGUUGGAAGAUUCGAGUGGUUUGCCAAGGAAGCCGACAAGUUUGUCAGGGACAUGGAGUCCGGAUGUUCACUUUCUCAGUACCGGUUUCUCAAUCCUCUCACCAGGCAUCUUCUUGAAGGCCAGGAUCUCUCCUAUCACAUGGUAAGAGGAAGCCAAACCUAUUCUCUUUGGAUAUGGACGGCUUCUGUGGAAGACAAUGGUAGAGUCGCAAGGCUAUAUUUUGAAUACAAAGACCGCAAGACGCCAGUUAAAAGUUUUCGGUUAUUUUUGGUUCUAAGACUCUACGAAAGUACAAACAUAGUUGGAGUUACCGUAAAAUGUUUGCAGUCACUAGGACCUUCAUUCAAGUCUUUGGCUGAAGUUGCAACGGGAGAAAUCACUCAAGUACCUACACAAGACGUUUCAUAUUCCCCCGAUCCAAUAUCGUGGGGUAGGAAAAGGUGUGGCUGGUCUCCAUGGGCAAACAUAGUUGGACUGACUAAAGAAUGGAGUCCAGACCCAUUUUGUUGCAUACUAAAUGGGCUCAAUAAGCCUUCUGCUAACAAUAUCAUCUUAUCCGAGUUAACAGGCAGAUUUCAACAAGAUGUUGUUCUCUUCCAGUUUACCUGCAGUUUUUCAGCUUCUGAGUACUGCUCGCGGAGCUCAACUGAUGAAGCUCGUAUAAACACCACAAAAGCCUGGCCACCUCUAGAUAAGACAGUUAUCUUUGCACCUCAUGCCUCCCGCAAACCCCAGGACGGGCCUAGCUUACAUCAAAAAGAGGAUGGAAUACAAACAGAGGCAAUCGAUUGUUUCAUUCGUCACCCUGAGCAGACCAAGUACGAUAAGAUUUGGUACCUGACACAUGGUUGGGUAAUCUUUCGUGUUUCGAAGCCGAUCACCACAACUAGGAGAGCGUCAAAGAGAAGGCGUUAGAAGUUCAGACUUCGGAGCAGAGAAAUGCUUUCUGUUUGCUUAAUUAGCCUCUAUGAGAUGGUUUGUUUAGGUACUAUCAUGGUCUUCCUAUGUAGCUACUAUUAGCCACUUCGCUAAACCCUGUCAUGUGACUUGUAACAUGGAUGUACUUGUAAAUAUCUGCCUAUGUUUUGUAAGCCUGCUGGCAAGGUCCAACAGUCGUUUGGAUCAUGUAAACUUAAGCAUUCGAACUAUCUUUAUUUAUUUUCUUUGUCAAUAUGUUCACUA